GCUCUUUGAUGACAUGCGACGACACCUUUCUUCCUUCCCACAUUGGUACCAAACUUCUUCUUAGAAAUGGAGGAGAAAUGUUCAUUUCCAAGUAUGUCAGAAGAACUAACACCCAAAAAUUUUUAAGUUAUGUUGAAGUUGAAGUCUUUAAACCCCUUUCCUAUGUUUCAAGUGGACGUGAAUUAAACUCGGAUCUAGUAAUCAAAAAUGAAAAUGGAACAUACUUCUUACAACUCUCUACUGAAAGUAAAGGAUGGAAAAAUACAUCAAAAGUUGGCAUGUCUGUAGUCAUACCUGGCAAACCAAGUUUCCUGCUGACUGAAAUCCUCAGUAGUGUAGAAGCCAUUGGAGUUCCUGUAGUGGACUUUUCUGUGGAUGAUCUAUAUGUACAGGACAAUCACUGGUUUGUUUUUAAUAUGGGAGCAUAUGAAAACUAUGAAAAUGUUACGAAGUGGCCAUGGUUCUUGCAAGAAAAAAACUGUCACAACAGCAUUGAACGUGACGCCAGCAUAUUGUAUCAAACAUACAAGUUGGACAUUGGUGAAAAAUGGACUUUUUCUGUAACAGCAAAUAUAUGGGGUUUUGAUCCAAUUCCUAUGCCAAUCAAUAUCCCAAUCAUUUACACUUCUGUUUUAACCCAAGGCACAGAAAUGGUCUCAUCUGACCUGCAGAAAACCUUCCGAGCUGAAAACUUAACUGUUAAUUUCACACCAUUGAAAAUUAAAAAGUGGGAGACAGCACUGAAUUUCUAUUUGUGGAGUGCAUCUUUACUUUGCCCAAAGACUGCUGUUACAUUAACCAUUCAAGUAACUUGCCCAUUUGGGAAAAAAAUUAAGUUUUAUUAUGACUUUGAAGGGAAAUUGUCACCACAUCAGCUGGAAAAAGCCUACAAGGAUUCAGAAAAGUUUUUCACCCUUCCAGUUAAUUACAGACCACCAUCUAAGAAAGGUAUUGCAAUUCCAACCACAGAAAAUAUUUACAAUGCUGACCCUAGUAAGCCUAAACACAACAACUAUUACGAAAUAUCUAAGAACUCGGGAACGUAUAAGCAGUGUCUUGGUAAGAGUUCACGAGAAAAGUGUGGGUGUACUGAUGAGAAGAAAGUCUCAAGAUAUGCACAAGAAAGUGACUGUAUUGAAAAAGUCUACCUGCUUAAACACCCUGCCAUACUAAUUCCUAACCUGACCUUGUUACAUCCAGAAUUUCCGGAGGUACCUCUUUCUCCUCCUUACUUUAUAUAUGUAAUUGAGAUCAACCACAGGGAGGACUUUACUGUUACAUCAACUGCAACUCCUUCACUCAUUCGACUACGAAAAAACCAAAAAAUUCCAAAUCAUAAGAUUUUACAAGAUCCUUCUUCAUUAGUGAUUACCAUGAAGGGCACUGGUCUGUACCACUUCAGAGUGUUAGCACUGGAUAAAGUUUCCUUUUGUGAUCUUUCCGAGGAUAUUGCUGUCUAUGCAAUAACAACUUCUUUAGCCUAUCCACUGUAUUACCUUAUUAAUGCCAGUGUGGUCACAUUGUUGGCCUGUGCCCUUUGUGCAUCGUAUCUCUACCUCCACCGAAAAGGUGGUACUGCUCAGAUCCCAGUUAACGUACCAACCUGCGAGUCAUAUUAUAAGCAGAAGUAUGAAUAAAGAAAGUAUCAACCACAAGAAGGAGAGGUUCAAGAAUUGUUCGGUUCAUUGUUGAAGAGUAUUACUUUUACAAUGUUAGUUUUUCUUGUUGGCGAAUUUUCUGUGACAUCAUUCUUAUUUUUUUAAUAAAUGUUUGUAAUACAUACAAAAUACUUGUGAACUGUUUAUUUGCAAACUGUAGUAAAUUUGUUAGUUAUCAUGCAUGAGUAUACAUAAACUGAGUUCCUCAGUAAUUUGUUGCCUUAACUGUCCCCAAUCAGCAAUUUUUGCUGUUAUAGUUACAUUUUAUAUCAACCCAUUUUAAUGAUUUAUAUCUGUGAGAACACUUAACUUUGCCCAUGCAAAGAUUAUGCACAAGUAUGUUAAAUAGUAGUGAAAAGGGGAAUCAACAAAAAGAGACUCGUACCUAAUUUUUGCAUGAGCAAAGAUAAGUGUUAUCGUAGACAAACUGUAACAGCUAUAAAUCAUUAAAAUGGGUUGAAAUAAAACAUAACUAUAACAACAACAACAAAUUUUUAAGCUAGUCAAAUAACUUGCCUUGAGGUUCAAGUCCUUCAUACACGUAAAAAAAAAGAACUGAUGUUUAUAAAUAUUUUGUUCUACAUAAAUUUAGCUUUAUGCAACAAUGCUAUGUAUGGAUUACUUGAUUGUUUACUGUG
This is a messenger RNA of Limulus polyphemus (Atlantic horseshoe crab), 2296 nucleotides long. Its product is annotated as cation channel sperm-associated protein subunit beta-like. Gene Ontology annotation, cellular component: CatSper complex; cilium. The transcript is spliced from 12 exons. Lineage: Eukaryota; Metazoa; Arthropoda; Merostomata; Xiphosura; Limulidae. The record is from RefSeq and is a predicted model, not a curated record. The coding region runs from base 9 to 1637 and encodes 542 amino acids.